AUGAACGGCCCCGAUAUUGACGAAGUUAGAUAUUUUGCGGACAGAGACAUAUUCUGUGCCGGGCGAGUGUCAUCCGACGACAUGGAGCGAGUGAACAAGGCCACCGGUGCCUCGACACAGUCUACCUGCAGCGACAUCCAGGAGCACCACCUGGGCGAGUGCGGCAGUUUCGAGGAGCGCCAGAUCGGCGGCGAGCGCUUCAACAUCUUCUCCGAGUGCCCUGGAGCCAAAACAUGCACUCUGAUCCUGCGCGGUGGAGCAGAGCAGUUCAUUGCCGAAGCUGAACGCAGUCUGCACGACGCCAUCAUGAUCGUCAAGCGGGCGCUACGGAACACCAACGUCGUGGCCGGCGGCGGUGCAACCGAGAUGGACCUGUCCGGCUACAUCCACCGGUAUGCCGACGUGAACGUCCCGCACAAGCAGCAGGCCGUCGUCAAGGCGUUUGCAAAGGCCCUGGAGGUGAUCCCCCGACAGCUGUGCGACAACGCCGGCUUCGAUGCCACGGACAUUCUCAACCAACUGAGAGUCGAGCACAAGAAGGGCAACGUCUGGGCCGGCGUCGACUUUGACCGCGAGGGCGUGCGAGACAACAUGAAGGCCUUUGUCUGGGAGCCGAGUCUGGUCAAGGUCAAUGCCAUCCAGUCGGCCGUCGAGGCUGCCUGUCUCAUUCUCUCUGUCGACGAAACCAUCAAAAACGAAGAGUCUGCCCAGCCACAGGGGCCUCCCCAGGCCCUACCGCAAGGCGCCGCCCAGCGAAAGAAAAAGAAGAAACAACAAGCACGAGAAGCAGAAGAUGACGAGCUGCAUGCAUUCUUGCAUUACGGAGUACGCAUGGCACAGAUGAAGAAGAAGAAAAAACGCCUGGACUUUUCUUUGCUACCAAUAAUAGAAGACAGCAUAGGAUUUUAA
This is a messenger RNA of Trichophyton verrucosum HKI 0517, 909 nucleotides long. RefSeq lists its product as uncharacterized. Gene Ontology annotation, cellular component: chaperonin-containing T-complex. The transcript has 3 exons. The coding region runs from base 1 to 909 and encodes 302 amino acids. NCBI's taxonomy places the organism in Eukaryota, Fungi, Ascomycota, Eurotiomycetes, Onygenales, Arthrodermataceae. Gene Ontology annotation, biological process: protein folding. Gene Ontology annotation, molecular function: ATP binding; ATP-dependent protein folding chaperone. The record is from RefSeq and is a predicted model, not a curated record.